CGGGGUGGUGGUGGGACCCCGCCGCCGCCGCCGCCAGCGGGAGGACGCGGAGCGCGAGGGGCGCGGCGGAGGGCGGCCCGCGCGGCCCGGGAGCCAUGGCCAAGUGCAGCGGGCGCUGCACGCUCGUCGCCUUCUGCUGUCUGCAGCUGGUGGCCGCUUUGCAGCGGCAGAUCUUCGACUUCCUGGGUUACCAGUGGGCUCCCAUCCUGGCCAACUUCCUACACAUCAUGGCUGUCAUCCUGGGCAUCUUUGGCACCGUGCAGUACCGCUCCCGGUACCUCAUUCUGUACGCAGCCUGGUUGGUGCUCUGGGUUGGCUGGAAUGCAUUCGUCAUCUGCUUCUACCUGGAGGUCGGACAACUGUCCCAGGACCGGGACUUCAUCAUGACUUUCAACACAUCCCUUCACCGCUCCUGGUGGAUGGAGAAUGGGCCGGGCUGCCUGGUGACCCCUGUUCUGAACUCCCGCUUAGCCCUGGAGGACCACCAUGUCAUCUCUGUCACUGGCUGUCUACUUGAUUAUCCUUACAUUGAAGCCCUCAGCAGUGCCUUGCAGAUCUUUCUGGCGCUUUUUGGCUUCGUGUUUGCCUGCUACGUGAGCAAGGUGUUCCUGGAGGAGGAGGACAGCUUCGACUUCAUCGGUGGCUUCGACUCUUACGGGUACCAAGCGCCGCAGAAGACGUCGCAUUUACAGCUGCAGCCUCUGUACACGUCCGGGUAGCUUCCGCCCCGCACCCACCCCGGCGCGGCGCCCUCGCUCGCGGGCUGCACGGAGCUUAGCCGCGGAGAGCGCGGGCCGAGAAGGGCAGGCGCGCCCCCUGGCGGUACGCGGACCGACUGCAGUCCGCGCGGCCCCACCUGAAUCUGCUGC
This is a messenger RNA of Jaculus jaculus (lesser Egyptian jerboa), 869 nucleotides long. It is a transcript of the gene Nkain1, whose product is annotated as sodium/potassium transporting ATPase interacting 1. The transcript is spliced from 7 exons. The record is from RefSeq and is a predicted model, not a curated record. NCBI's taxonomy places the organism in Eukaryota, Metazoa, Chordata, Mammalia, Rodentia, Dipodidae. Gene Ontology annotation, biological process: regulation of sodium ion transport. Bases 96 to 719 code for a protein of 207 amino acids.